GCUCUAAAGGACAUUAUAAUGCAAGGGUCCUCCUUUUUGAGCACAAAUAGAAUUUUCUUUCAUUUGGAGGAUAUAUAGCUUACUUAAAAAAUAUAUAUUUAAAGUUGUAAGGUGGACCAUAUUUCGCACUGGAGCGGUGCGCCAUGCUCUCUCACACCGAUCUCCUGGAUGCUCGGCUCGGUGAGUUAUCAUCGCAAAACUCCGGUCUUCAACUAUACUGGAUGAAGGAUGCUGCGGAGCUGCUGGGGAACCGAGACCCGAUGAAGUGCCGGCUGGGCGGCGGGGUGGCGGACCAGGGAGACAUGGACCCUGGCCCGGACACCGUGGAGGGUGCCACCUUGCUGCCCGGGGAUGAAAUCCCCACAGGUGGAGCCAACCAGCCGGGCAUGCCGGUAAAUAGUAAGGACACUGAGAAACAGCAGCAGCAACAGCAGCAUAAUUCUAGUCAGACUGCGAACCAGCAGAAACAGAAGCGACAUCGAACGCGCUUCACCCCAGCUCAGCUGAACGAACUGGAACGGAGCUUCGCCAAGACCCACUACCCAGACAUCUUUAUGCGUGAAGAGCUGGCGCUGAGGGUCGGCCUCACCGAAUCCCGUGUGCAGGUGUGGUUCCAGAACCGCCGUGCCAAGUGGAAGAAGCGUAAGAAGACCACCAACGUGUUCCGCGCCCCUGGCACUCUGCUACCAACGCACGGCCUGCCUCAGUUCUCUGCUGCGGCUGCCAUGGAGAACAGCCUGUGCUCCUUCCACGCCAACGACUCCCACUGGGCCACGGGGAUGCACGGGGUGUCCCAGCUCCAGCUCCCCCCUGCCCUUGGCCGCCAGCAGGCGAUGGCCCAGUCCCUUUCCCAGUGCAGCCUCGGGGCCGGCCCGCAGCACAACUCCAUGGGCCUGUCCAACGGCCUCUCCUCCAAUGGCUCAGGCCUGCAGUCCCACCUCUACCAGCCCCCGUUCCCCGGGAUGCCCGCCUCCCUCUCCGGUCCAACGAACGUGUCAGGUUCGCCACAGCUGUGUAGCUCUCCGGACAGUGACAUGUGGAGAGGGACAAGCAUUGCCUCACUGCGACGCAAAGCGCUCGAGCACACAGUGUCCAUGAGUUUCACUUAAUGACGUUUGAAGAUGACCCCCUUUGUUUAGCUUUUAGCUGUACCCCGCCCUUUUAAGAAAUACCUGUGUGAAGACUACUCAGGACUCAAAGUACUUCAUGAGAAUAACAAUGAAAUAGAAUGGCCAGACUGGAGUCUGAGUUGUGUUCAGAUGUCAUAAUAAAAAACCCAGAUGACAUUGGCGUGUAAAUUUGGUGAAGUGGACGUGAGAAAUAGGCUAAUUUACCUGCGUCUCAGAAGGUCUGUUUAUCUUAACGUCCAUUUUCCCCAAAAUGAUUAUAUCACCUAUUCAUAAUUAUAUUGAAAUUAUUUGGCCAAAAAUCCUUCUCAUUUUCGGUUUUUCAUUAGGUGUGGCUGUUGCACCCCGUAGGAAAGUAAGAUAUCAUGUCAGUGAAUUUCUUUGUUUUCUAUGCUGUUAAAUGCUUUAAAUUAAGUUGGGAAUCAAAUUUCUAAAUGCCACAUGUACUGCAUGUUUGAAUGGGUCUGACGCAUGCGCAGUGAAGUGGACUUGACCCCUGAAAUAGCCUAUUUUUCUUCUGCUGCCUCGUUCCCGAAUUGCCCACUUGUUCACUUCUUAUGGAUUUAAGAGAAUGGAAAUGGUGUAAGGACUGUUAUGUAGACUCUGACUCUGUUCCAAUAUCCACACUAGCAUAGGCUACUAUGAAGAAAUGUACUGGUCAUGCAUUCUAAGUGGUAUAUAUAGGCCUAGCAAUCUUUUUGUUUUACAUCUAUGCUGGGAAGUGCAUAGAGUGCAUAAGAUCGUCUGGGGGUGGUAUGAUUGGGAGGAGAAAACGGAACAUUUGCUGUUAUUGGCAGAGAGACUUGGAACUCUCUUUCUUAUUUGUCAAUUACUCAAUUUACCACCUGCUGAUAAAACAACUCCAUUCUAACAAAACAGGCUGAAAUUUCAGGCAGUCUUUCCAAACAGCCCUAACAAAAAUAGGUAACUUUCAUAAUUUCGCAGUAUGAUUGCAACCUAAUAGUGUGGAAAUUUAUAUAAAACACAGAUGAUCACGUUUUUGACUGCACUGGGACUUUAAGAAAGAAGAGUGAAAAAGAAACAAACAAACCCAUUUCUACAUAAAUCAGACUCAUCUGCAUGUGUUGGCCACGUGAAAAAUGGGGGUAUUAACAUUUAUAAGACAAGAAAAUGAACCUUUAAGUAACCUGUUCUAGGAUGUUUUGUGUAGAUAAAGCAUUCUCGUACCCACUGGUCUGUUUGUGAUAUGUUUUAACUUAUUGUUUGUGCUUUUCUUAAAUGUUUGAUCUUACACCAAAUUGCAUCACAAUGUUUCCUUGAAAGGCUUAUAUUAAUUUAUUGUAAGUGGACAAAUAAAAUCAUUUUCAAUAUGUCAAA
Molecule: messenger RNA, 2465 nt
Organism: Salvelinus sp. IW2-2015
Lineage: Eukaryota; Metazoa; Chordata; Actinopteri; Salmoniformes; Salmonidae
Gene: otpb
Product: orthopedia homeobox b
Biological process (GO): neuron differentiation; regulation of DNA-templated transcription
Molecular function (GO): DNA binding; DNA-binding transcription factor activity, RNA polymerase II-specific
Source: RefSeq, a predicted model, not a curated record